UCAGUACGGGUUACGACGUCGCAGCGAAAACAGCUAAAAAGAUCGCGUCGAUCGUCGCCAGUGAUUUUCGUGAAAAAAGUAAAAUAAUCGGUCACACGCAGUCGUGCGUGAAUUCUCAAAACGAUGGCCAAUAACACGAAAAGUUUUGAUGAACUGAUAAGUUUGCAAAACAAUACCGAUUGGGAUAUCGAAGAACAACGACUCGAACUUCAUCGUCAACUUUAUCAAUUGGCAAUGAAUUGGGAGGGUCAACUUCCAGAUCUUUCGAGCAUUUUUCAGCCCCCACAAAUGAAUUGGCUCAUAUUGCAGGAUUGUUGGAACGAAGACAAGGUCGACAAAGAAGUCAUCUAUUUCGCGUACCUAUGUGGUUACCACGACCCGGAGCCCUACGUGUACGAAGAUGGCGAGACGGAGUUGCGUCGCAACACACCGUUACACUAUUGGGCCGAGUGCGAGCCCAAGUACGGCAGCAGCAUCGUCGAUGUACUUUUUGAAAUAUACGACAGGUUCGAGGCGAAUUUCGUCGACGAUUCCGGCAAUACGCAUCUCCACGUGGCCUGCAAGUACGGCUGUUACGACGCCGUCGAGAAAUUCAUCGUGCAGGGCGAGAAUCCCAAUUGUCUCAUGCCAAGAACGGGCGAUUCGCCGCUACUCGUGGCCCUGAAACACGGCCACGUAGAUGUUAUCGUACUGCUGCUGUUCUUAGGCGCGGACCCGAAUCUUCCCGACAAAAAUCGAUUCGCGCCGCUACACUGGGCCCUGGCAAUCCACGACACAGUUAUUGCCGCGAUACUGCUGGAGGCAGGCGCGGACCCGAAUCUGCCCGAUGAAGAUGGAUCGACGCCGCUGCACCUGAUCUGUCAGCACGCGUGGGACGAAUCGACGAGUAUAGAUUGCGAUCCCAGAACGAUGAUGGUUCGGUUGUGGGACUACGCGGAGACGGUCGAAUUAUUGCUGAGCAAAGGCGCCGAUCCGAAUAUCCGCGAUGCCGAGGGACUGACGCCUCUUCACGAACUUUGCCAGAUUCAGAAUGGCGAGGUCGCAUUGGUGCAGUUUGUGGGUAUCUGCGAGGAGCACGGAAAGCCGCUGGAGAUCGACGCGCAGGACGAGAGCGGCCGGACGGCAUUGUACGCGGCCGUGGAAUAUUCCAAUAUGACCGAGGCUAAAGCGCUAAUGCGUGAAGGCGCCGAUCUUAAUUUAGCCGACAAAGAGGGAACGACACCGCUGCAUCUUAUGGUCAAGUGCGAGAAUUACCUUCCUGCCUUGUUGCGGGAGUAUCUCAAUGCGAGCGAACGCUUCUAUCGGCCCGUGCGGAUCGACGCCCGAGACAACGCCGGCUUGACGGCGCUGCAAUACGCCGUGGCACUCGUCGCACCGGAAAAGGUCGAUCGGCUCUUGGAACACGGGGCAGAUCUGUCCAACUUCUGCUUUCCUGACGCGACAUACGAUAUUUAUGCAUCAGGCUCAUCAGGCUGUAAACGUCGGACACUGGUGCUUGACACGCUGCGCAUCAUCGUUUCCCUGGAGAGAAAAGGAUACCGAAUGGACUAUAGGGAAUCCCUGACGGUCAUGAAAAUCUUCACCAGAUUUGGCGGAUUGUUCAACAGGUCACCAGAAAUUGGCCAACGUUUGAAUAGCGGCGAAGACUUCGCGAGCAUCGCGAAAGCGCACCUGGUGACUCUGAAUAUGACGCUCUAUGAUUUGCUUCACGUGCUAACCGAGGAGGCGGAGGCUUCUUGCGCGAUAGAAGACAGCGAGCGGUCCAGGGCGGAAACGUUGCCCGAGCCGUGGUCGCGACAGGCUAUUCACCGGUACCCGUACCAGACGGUGGUGGGGCAAUUUCUCGGACGAUUCGCGCUGACGUUUUUCGCUAGGACGGAUAAGGAAGAGGAGUUUAUAAGACGAAUGACGAUCAAGGAGUUGUUCGACGCGUGCAUGGCGGGCGGGUUUGAAGAUUAUACGUAUCUGUACAGAAAGAUGAACCAUUUAUCAACUAUGGAAAGGCAUAGGUUGUUUUGAAUGAUCGAGGUGUAUAAUAUUUAUAGUUGAUAUAAAUUUAUGGAAAAAUUAACCACAAAGAGGGCGUAAAUUAUUUGAAUUAAUUUUCAAAGCUAAACGUCGAAUGCAAGCAAAAUAAAUGUGUGCUUACGAGUACAGACUGAA
This is a messenger RNA of Trichogramma pretiosum, 2163 nucleotides long. RefSeq names its product ankyrin-1-like. The record is from RefSeq and is a predicted model, not a curated record. The transcript has a single exon. Gene Ontology annotation, molecular function: protein binding. The coding region runs from base 124 to 2019 and encodes 631 amino acids. Lineage: Eukaryota; Metazoa; Arthropoda; Insecta; Hymenoptera; Trichogrammatidae.